Camellia sinensis is the source of this 753-nucleotide messenger RNA. Lineage: Eukaryota; Viridiplantae; Streptophyta; Magnoliopsida; Ericales; Theaceae. The record is from RefSeq and is a predicted model, not a curated record.
GUGUCUCUAUCCUCUCAUCACUUUUCAUCACUCACUAUAGCCUCUAUCUCCCUCACUCUCAUUAUUUUCAUCUCUCUCUCUCCCUGGUUCUCACUUUCUCUCUCUCCAUGUCUCCACAAGAACCCUUUGUUUCUCGGAUCAAUUUCAUCACACUCUUCAGAUCAAUAAAGAUCAGAGAGAGAGAGCUUCGGAUCAACUUCAUCUUCGAAUCAAUAAACUUCGGAUCGAUGAGACUUUCUCUUAUCUUCAUUUUCAGAUCGAUGAGCUUCAGAUCAACUUCAUCUUUGAGAUUAUUUAAAUCCAGCCACCCAGAGAGUACAUAGAGGGGGUGAUCGGAUUGGUGGCCUCACUCAAGGGCAUGGUCUUGCGGAAAGAGGCGCAACUGUCCAUCAUGGGUUUCCAGAUGCCUCCAGUAUAUCCGCCACAGACCGGGCCAUCUCGACCUUCUCGGGGAGCCGGGCCAUCUCGGCCUUCUUGCGGGGCCGGGAGAGGGGAGUCGUCCAGCAGACGCAGGACACACAUCGUAGAGGAGGAGCCCGAUGAGGACGAGGAGGAGGAGGAGGCUACAGAUCGUCAGUCAGAGACCUCUGCUGACAGAGAGGAGGGUUCCGAUCCUGGUUCUGGGUGUGGAGAGGAGGCUGAGGAGGAUCCUGAGGAUGACAGUUCCAACUCAGAUGGUGCCGGUGGUGCAGAGCCUGUUCCGCAGAAGAGGACGAAGAGGGCCUCUUAUUCCUGCUCUUGAGAGCAUUGGUG